Messenger RNA from Tachysurus fulvidraco (yellow catfish), 3896 nucleotides. It is a transcript of the gene xpot, whose product is annotated as exportin, tRNA (nuclear export receptor for tRNAs). Gene Ontology annotation, biological process: tRNA re-export from nucleus. The transcript has 26 exons. Bases 329 to 3271 code for a protein of 980 amino acids. The record is from RefSeq and is a predicted model, not a curated record. Gene Ontology annotation, cellular component: cytoplasm; nuclear matrix; nuclear pore. NCBI's taxonomy places the organism in Eukaryota, Metazoa, Chordata, Actinopteri, Siluriformes, Bagridae. Gene Ontology annotation, molecular function: tRNA binding; small GTPase binding.
GCAAGCAGCAAUUCCGCUUCUGCUGUUUCGACACGCUGUUGCCGCACGAGCUGUAGACGUCGCGUUUGUCACUAUUGCCAAUUCAUUCUAAAUCGGCAGUUACAAAAACACAAUGGAGCCCUGAAGUCGAGGAUAUCUGCAGCUAGUAAACACGAGACUGGUCGGUUAUGUUGUAGCUGUGUUGCAUCAUGCUACAGAACGUACAGAGUCAGCUGAGCUUGCUUUCUCCGGGACCGUGACGGAUCAGAGGUGUUUAUUCAGAUGUGUGAAGCCUGUGCUUGCCUAGAAGACUGGAGAGAUCCUCUAGUGGAAGCAAGCUAACCCACACAUGGCCUGCGAGUCGGCUUUCCCCGCCAUCAUGGACGAGCAGGCCCUCAUGGGACUGAACCCCAACGCUGAUGCCUGCUACCGGCAGAGAGCACUGGCGUAUUUUGAGCAGCUGAAAGAAUCUCAGGAUGGAUGGGAGGUUUGUGCUGGAGCUUUGGCUAAAGGCAUCUACAGUGAUGACCAUGUGAAGUUCUUCUGUUUUCAAGUGCUGGAGCAUCAGAUCAAAUACAGACAUGCAAGACUCACCGGCGCUCAGCAGCAGCUUAUUAGAGAGACUUUGAUGAAAUGGCUCCAGUUGCAGUUGAUGAGCACACAGCCCGAGAAGGCGUUCAUCAAAAACAAGGCUGCGCAGGUGUUUGCGCUCACCUUUGUCAUGGAGUACCUGACGCUGUGGCCCAAGUUCUUUUUUGAUGUGCUGUCACUGGUGGGCCUGAACCCCCACGGCCUGGACAUCUAUCUGCGCACACUCAUGGCCAUUGACGCCGAGGUGGUGGACAGGGACAUCCUGCACACCCCAGAGAUCAUCAGUGGUUUAUUUCUGCAGGAGACCCGCAGGAACACACUGAUUAAGGACAGCAUGAGAGAGACCUGUAUCCCAGCUUUGGUAGAGUCGUGGUACCAGAUCCUACAGACGUAUCAGCAAAGUCACUGUGAACUCACAUGCCAGUGCCUGGAGGUAGUGGGAGCGUACGUGUCCUGGAUCGAUCUCAACCUCAUCGCCAACGACAGGUUUGUGAAUCUAUUGCUGAGUCAUAUGUCAGUGGAGGAGCUGAGAGAAGAGGCAUGUGAUUGUCUGUUUGAGAUCGUUAACAAGGGCAUGGACCCGGUGGAUAAAACAAAGCUAGUGGAGUCUCUCUCACAAGUCCUGCAAAAUGCCGGCUUCUUCAACGUGAAGCAGGAGGAGGACGUGGACUUCCUGGCAAAGUUCUCACGUCUGAUAAAUGGAAUGGGUCAGGCUCUGGUGUUAAGCUGGACCAAGCUAACUAAAACUGGAGAUAUGAAGGUUGCAUCAGAAACCCUGCAGGCUCUGGAGGUCAAAAUCCCUCUGAUGCUGCAGCUCCUUAUGCAUGAGGAUGAUGACAUUUCAGCGAAUACUGUGGGCUUCUGUUACGACUACUUACAUGUACUCAAACAGCUUCCUGUCCUCACUGAUCAGCAGAAGAGUAAUAUUGAGGCCAUCAUGAUGGCUGUUAUGAAAAAACUGACCUAUGACGACGAGUACAACUUUGAAAACGAGGGUGAAGAUGAGGCGAUGUUUGUGGAGUACAGGAAGCAGAUGAAGAUGCUGCUGGACCGUCUGGCUCAGGUCUCACCUGAGCUCUUACUGGAAUCUGUGCAUAGAAUUUUCACCAGCACCAUGCAGAGCUGGCAAACGGCCCGGUUCAUGGAGGUGGAGGUGGCGAUUCGUUUGUUCUUCAUGUUGGGUGAAGCUUUACCUGCAUCUCACGGAGCUCAUUUCAGUGGCGAUGCUGCGAAAGCCAGCACUCUACAGGAUAUGAUGAGGACGCUUCUCUCUAGUGGCGUAAGCGAGUACCAGCACACGUCGGUCACCCUGGAGUUCUUCGAGACUGUUGUUCGUUAUGACAAGUUCUUUAUCGUGGAGCCUCAGCACAUUCCAGUUGUCCUGAUGGCGUUUUUAGAUCAUCGUGGCCUGAGGCACAGCAGUCCGAAGGUGCGCAGCAGAGUGGCUUACCUUUUCUCCAGGUUCAUAAAAACAUUACAUAAACACAUGAAUUCCUAUAUCGAAGAUAUUCUAAACCGAAUACAGGACCUUCUGGCAUUAACUCCUCCUGAAAACGGAUUCCCUGCGCUCCUGACCAGCGACGAUCAGCUGUUCAUGUUCGAGACGGCUGGCGUUCUGAUCGUAAACAGCGAUAGCUCUGCUGACAGCAAACGGGUUCUCAUGCGGAGUCUGCUCGCACCGCUCAUGGAGGCCUUCCGCCUGUUGCUGGCCAAACUCACACAGGAGAGUGAUGAGGAGAGACAGACUGUGCUGGGCGACUGCCUCGGUCACGCUGUGGGCUUUGCCAGCCGCACCAGCAAGGCGUUCAAUAAUAAGCAGACGGUGAAGCUGUGUGGCUGCUCUGAGGUCUAUCUGGAAUGCCUGCAGACGUUCCUGCCUGCACUGAGCUGUCCUGUCCAGCGGGGCACAUUACGCAGUGCCGUGCGCUCCUUCCUCCACCGCAUGAUCAUCUGCCUUGAGGAGGAGGUCCUGCCUUUCAUCCCCAGUGCCAGCGAACACAUGCUAAAGGAUUGUGAGCCCAAGGACCUGCAGGAGUUCAUCCCCCUGAUCAGCCAGAUCACAGCCAAGUUCAAGAGCCAGGUGUCUCCGUUCUUGCAGCAGGUCUUCAUGCCAUUGGUUCUGGCCAUUUUUGAAGUAUUAUCUCGACCAGCAGAAGAGAACGACCAGACUGCAGCGCUGGAAAAGCAGAUGUUGAGGAGGAGCUACUUCAGCUUCAUCCAGACCAUUGCCAGCAGUGGUAUGAACGAGGUCAUGGCAAACCAGGGUGCUGAAAAUAUAGAGCGUGUUCUAUUCACCAUUAUUCAGGGAGCAGUGGACUUCCCUGACCCUGUUGCCCAGAAGACCUGUUUCAUAAUACUGUCCAGACUGGUGGAGCUCUGGGGAGGUAAAGACGGUUUAGUAGGGUUUCCAGACUUCAUUUACAAGCACAUUGUCCCAGCGUGCUUCCUGGCUCCUCUCAAACCAACCUUCGACCUGUCAGAUGCACAGACUGUACUGACCAUGUCCGAGUGUACGCUGACGCUGAAAAUGAUUCAUCUCAAGAGGGGGCCAGAGUUUAUUCAAUUUCUGCAGCAGGAAUACCUGCCCUCUCUGCAAGUCUCACCUGAGAUCACACAGGAGGCCUGUCAAGUGCUUCAACAGCCUGAUACCAAGGUUCUGAAAAAUUACAUGAAGGCCUUUUUUCAGCAAGCCAAGCUGUAACACCACGACAAUUUCAAGACGUACAACAAAAGGGCCGAGCUUAGAAUAGAAGCUGCUUUUGCACUUAAAGGAGAAGUUUAUCUGUGGCCGUCUCCGCUCCAAGGGGGAAAUGAGAUGCAGAUUACAGGGGACUCUGGUGAGGACGCGCUCCCACCAGACCGAUCACUAGCACUCUCCAUUUGGAGACGGACAUCUGUGAUUGGCCAACCAGACAAGGCAGGGAGCUAAGAGUUCACAGCAGAAUGGGAUUUGGAAGAGACAAAUUUUGUUCAAAACAAGGAAAAAAUAUAUUUUGGCGCUUAAAACUAUAUGAACUAUGAUUAUAGCAAUGUUUUGUAUUUGUGAGCGCUCUUUCAUGUAGGUGUUUAAAAAAAAUUUAAAGAGAUGUUUGAGCGUUACAACGAGGUUUCUGUAAUGAAGCUGUUCCAAGAUGAUUUUAUUUAAUGACUUAGAAUUUGCUUUCUUUUUUUGUCAUGAAAUAGUUUUGUUUUUAUUUUGAAGUGAAUGGGAAUAUGAAAGUGCUCUUCUAGAAAUGAAACAAUCUGAUGUGAACAAUUAAAUUUUGUUUUUGUUUUUUUCCCCCAUUCAUGGCAUAUUAAAUGCAGAGUACCCCGUUUAAACUGUA